GGUGGAUUACCGCGGCGUGCAGGCUGAGAGGAGAGACCGUUUCUUCUCCGCCGUUGGUCGGUUUCCAGCAGCAGCAGGAGCGGUGGCCGUUGCCGUGAUGGCAUCUGUUGCUCCAAACAUGUCGACGGUCACAUUUAAAUCCGUGGACAACGAAACGGGGGAUCCAGUCCGAGUCCUCUGAUUAUUAUGCCCGGAGCUGCUGCGGUGAAAAGUUUAUCAGAAGUGGGGAGACGGCAAAUGUAAAGGCUGGAAAAUGGGAAAGGAGAGGAAGUCCACAUGGUGUCACAGCUGCUUGGGUCUGAGAGGCAGCGAUGGAGAAUGGAGAGAGGGGACGGAGAGAAUAAAAGGCAGAAAAAACCCGCCUUCGGGGAUGUCGGCAGCUUGCUGGGGUCUGCGUGUGCUUUCCUUUGCUUCCCUGGCAACCAGAAUUGGCAGAGCGCAGCGGCUGCGAUGCCAACAUCCUCAGCAUCCCAGUGCCCAUUCGUCGCGGCGGCUCAGAGUCCAACCUGGAUGUGGUGGACAGUGUUGGAGUUGAUGGCAUUGGUGUGGAUUUUACAAAGGGAGCGCUCGGCAUCGACAGACUGCAGCAGAAGAUCCUCAAGAGCCUUGACCCUGAUGCUCAGAUGCUUCCUGUUUGCACUGAUCGUCCUUCAGAUCUUUUACAACUUCACUGGAGUCCAGCUGUGGUGACGGAGCAGAUUAAGGUGGAGCAGGAAGCCCGGGAUCAGAACGUGGCGGAGUACUUGAAGCUGGUGAACAAUGCCGACAAACAGCAGGUAUCCCGGAUCCGUCAGGUGUUUGAGAAGAAGAACCAGAAGUCUGCACACUCCAUCACCCGGCUGCAGAAGAAGCUGGAGCAGUACCACAGACGCAUGAAGGACAGCGAGACCAAUGGCAAGCACAGCCACAAAGAUGGCAACAGCAAAGAGUCUGGGACCCACAGCAAGGAGGGCAGCCUGCGGGACAUCAGCUCCUCCGGACGACACCCAGCAGUGGACAAAGUUAAAACCAUCGGGCCCGGCGUGUCACUUUCGCCGCCAUUCUUCUUCAACAAGCCGCGGGAUAUUGCCAACCUCAUUAGGAACAAGUUCGGCAGCGCCGACAACAUUGCCCACCUGAAGAGCUCAAUGGAGACCGGGUCGGGGUUGCAUGUAGAGGGUGCAUCAAGGGGUCUGAGCGGCAGUGCCACCACCAUCGCUAAACCCACAAAGUACCACAGCGAUGAUGAGUGUUCCACGGGUACAUCGGGAUCAGCCGACUCAAACGGGAACCUGGCGGGAGGCUCGGUGACUGGGUCAGGGGGUCCAGGGAGGUCGGAAUUCAAUGGACGCUUAGUGGAGGUGCUGGACAUGGUGCGGGAGGUCAGGGAUGCUCAGACUCAGCUGGCUGAGGAAAUGGAGACUAUGAACACACAGUUCAAAAGAGACUACACCUACUUUACUCAGGUGAUGCAGGAGGAGAGAUACAGGUAUGAGCGCUUGGAGGAUCAGUUAAAUGACCUGACGGAGCUCCACCAGCACGAGACCAGUAAUCUGAAGCAGGAGCUUGCCAGCAUCGAGGAGAAGGUGGCCUACCAGGCCUACGAGAGGGCCAGGGACAUACAGGAGAACCUGGAGUCGUGUCAGACCCGUGUCUCCAAGCUGGAGCUGCAGCAGCAACAGCAGCAGCAGACGGUUCAGGUGGAAAACACUGACGCCAAGGUCCUGCUGGGCAGACUCAUCAACAUCAUGCUGGCCAUCGCCACAGUCCUCCUGGUGUGCGUCUCCACUGCGGCGAAGUUCACUGCGCCGCUGCUGCGGAGCCGCCUCCACAUGGCGUUCACCUGCUUGGGCGUGUUCCUUUUGGUGCUGCUUUGGAAGAACUGGGAACAGGUCGAGUUCACAUUGGACCGAUUAAUCCUCCCGCACUGACCCAGAACAACGAGGGAGUUUACAUGUAGCCUUACACCGCGUUAAUCCAGGCCACCGCAGAGACCCCCAAAUAAUGAGCCUUGUCUAGAAUGCACAAAACCCAAACGGAUCAGUGGAAGAGGAAAUCAUCUUGGAUUUGCUAGAUGUCAGCCUCUUGCUCCUCUGCAGGAGAUUCUGGGAUCUGAUCAACGGAUUGUGAAUGAGUCGGGCUCGUAUCAGUAAGUGGAGGCAUAUGUUGCAGCAACGCUGAUCAUCACACCACGACGUAUAGCUUUGAAGCCCUCAGAAUGCCUCCCCAUGCACCAGUCAGCUGUAAAAAACAUCCACCUGAAGCGGGAUUUCCGCAUCAUUUUUAACAUUUGGUGCAGCCACGUUUUUCCCUUGUUUAUGUCUGGGACACCGUGUUAGGUUGUGUAAUCCUUCGUCUUGUGUGCGCGUCUUUGCGGGGUUUCUUGUUUGUGUGUGAAAUAAAUGAACCUGAAAUCAGGAGACGCUCAGCGUUGCAGCUGGAAGGAGGGAAACAGCUCGCCUGGUUUCAAGCAGCCUUCAGGUUUACUGAUAAACCACCGUUUGCAGAUUCAGCAUUUCUUUCGUAGAUCCAUGAGGGAAGGGUGUGUUCACAGUGAUGACCCCAGAUCACACCUUCCACAAAGACACUAAAGCAUGACUUAUAAAAUAUCUUCAUUCUAUUGUGCAAAAAUGCUAAAACAUGUCACUUUAUAUAACUGGAAUAUGUUUUGAAACUGUAGUAGUUUGGCACAAGGAACUAUCUGGUCCAUAAAAUCAUACUUUAAGGGUUUUAUAUGCACAUUUAUGAGCACACGAGGUGGUGAUCAGCAGUUCUUUUUUGUUUUUGUUCACUUUCAGACUGAGCCUGCCUGUUUCCUACUGAUUCCAGUCUGCAACUAAGCUCUCAUCUGCUGGCCUUUAGUUUCACUUUGAACCAGCGAAGAAGAAAAUCCCAGGAAAACAAACUGUUUAUUCCCAAAAUAGCUUCUGAACUGGCUUCUGUUUUGUUAACUUAAUGUUUUUUGUGUUGUUUAAUGUGUGUAAAUGAAUGAUUUGGUUUUUAAGGUGACGCUGGCUCCUUAAAGCUACAAUUCUGGUCAGAGGUUUACACUCAUCAUGGAUACAUGAAGCAUUUCUUUCUAGCACUGAAUGGUAAUACAACAAACGGGUCAAGAGGCAAUUAUUGAGUGACGUUUUUAAACCUAAAAGCACUACUAAUUGUCAAGUAUGGUGGAGGCAGCAUCAUGCUAUGGGGUUAGUUUGCUGUAUUGCAUAAGACGUAUGGAAUGAGGAAGGAAGAGCAGAACCUCCAGAUUUUUAAACUUUACUUCACAUCAAAUUAACAGUUCAGAUGGUUGAAACUUUUACACAAUUAGGUGUUCCAACAAAUGGUCCCGAGCACACAUCAGAACUGGUUCUGGAUUGGAUCAAAUAUGGUUAAGUUUCUCACAUGGACUGGUCUGAAAAGUUACAUCUGAGCCUGAAAACCAGUUGGUUUAAACAACCUGUCCAUUCUUCCAAGAGGAGAGGGGAAAUAUCCAGAUUAUCUCUUACCUACAAAGGCCCAAACUGAUGGCAUUCAUGGCACUGGUGAGUGUAAACAUCUGACCAGAACCAGAAACGAGGAGAAACAGGCUAAAUCGUGCACACGUGUACUGUGAGAAAACCUAGUUAAGAAAAGGAGAACUGAGGCAACGGCUAAAAACUCUAAAUGUGAGCAUCGUUAACUCAUCAAAAUGCCUUUUUAUGGAGUAACCUGAACAAAUGAGCUUUUACGUGAAGCCUUUGAUGCUGUGCUGCAUUCAAGUCCAGUAGGAAAAGAAGUGCUCUGGCUGUAAAGACACAGUUCUCUUAAUCUUUUCAUCUUCAGUGACUCCUCUGAAAUGAAAUUAGACCCCAAACUUUUUCAGUUAUAAACCUUGUGAACUGUAAUAAUCUGGACAUCUAAGGUUAUUAUUUUGGUACUAGCAGCAUUUGGAUCUUGAAAAUUGCCACAAGUGGUAGUAAAAUCAUUGGUAGGGCUCUGUCUUUUCCCCCACGGGACCUGAAAGCAGCAUCAGAAACUGAAUGGAGGGAACUGAAAAAUGUAGCUCAGAUUAUCCCAAUCGUUGGUGUUGACGAAGAAGGUUAAUGGGACUGAUGCCUUUCCAAUGCAGCUUCUUUAUUCUCUUCUCUCACUCUUUUAUGUUUUAUGUCCCUUAAAAAAAAAAAAGACAAACAUGGAGAUUUCUUUACAUUCUGUCUGAAUGUUUUUUUAAAUUUGCUCAAACAGUACUCAUGUAAGAAACACACUUAGGUCAUAGGUAUAGGUUUCAUAAGAUUAUUUUUUUCACAGAAGGAAAUAAAUCUCUGUUUUUCCAUUAUGUUGUUUUAUUUUAUUCCUCACCAUCUCAUGAAUUAUAGAGAUCUCCCAGCGGGACAGGGAUGGUUCUGGGAAGAUCAAACUGCUCUGUUGGCGUCAUGGAAAAAGACAGUGAGAAUUACUAGAACUACAGCAGCUCUGCAGCACGGUUCUAUGGUAAAGACAAACUUUGGAAAAGAUCUGGAAGUAUGGUAAAUAUUUGUUUUUCAGGAUAUUAUUCCUAAUCCUGUUGUAUAAAAGUUGUAUUCAUCCAUCCAUAAAUUUGUCCAUCUAUUCAUCCA
Molecule: messenger RNA, 4562 nt
Organism: Girardinichthys multiradiatus
Lineage: Eukaryota; Metazoa; Chordata; Actinopteri; Cyprinodontiformes; Goodeidae
Gene: tmcc3
Product: transmembrane and coiled-coil domain family 3
Exons: 8
Coding region: 624-1910 (428 amino acids)
Cellular component (GO): endomembrane system
Source: RefSeq, a predicted model, not a curated record